UCUUUAAGGUGGUUGUUUUGGGGGCGGGGCCAAGCGGGUGCCGGUGCCGCAGUGCAUGCCGGGAAGGCUCGGUGGAGGCCCGAAGAGAGAAGAGAAGAGAAGAAAGCGGAGGUUGUUGCUGCUGCUGAGCAGUGAUGGCGACCAUGUUGUACCUCCGUGAGGAGAAGAUGAGCCAAGAUGAGAUUGUGCUAGGCACUAGGGCCGUGGUGCAGGGCCUGGAGACUUUGCGCACAGAGCACCACUCACUAUUGUCUGCACUCCUUGACACCGUCAACCGCAUGGAACAAAAGCAUGAAAGCAGUGCUGCACAGGAGAAAGCCAGUCUCUUGCGGAAGUCUCUGGAAGCCAUUGAGCUGGGGCUGGGAGAGGCUCAGGUCAUCAUUGCUCUGUCCAGCCACCUGAGUGCAGUGGAAUCAGAGAAACAGAAGCUGCGGGCUCAAGUGCGGCGCCUGGUGCAGGAAAACCAGUGGCUGCGAGAUGAACUGGCCAGUACUCAGCAAAAGCUGCAGCGCAGCGAGCAGUCGGUGGCUCAACUCGAGGAGGAGAAAAAGCACCUGGAGUUUAUGAACCAGAUUAAAAAAAUUGACGAAGACGUCUCCCCAUCUGAUGAGAAGAGUGGGGAUACUGCUAAGGACACCUUGGAUGACCUUUUCCCCAGUGAUGAUGACCAGGGACAAGGACAGUCUCACAGUACUGGGGAUGCAGCUGCCCAGCAUGGUGGUUAUGAGAUCCCAGCACGCCUGCGGACACUUCACAACCUGGUGAUCCAGUACGCCUCCCAAGGUCGCUAUGAGGUGGCUGUACCACUCUGUAAACAAGCACUGGAGGACCUGGAGAAAACCUCAGGACAUGACCACCCUGAUGUGGCCACCAUGUUGAAUAUUCUCGCACUGGUGUACAGGGACCAAAAUAAAUACAAGGAGGCAGCCCACCUUCUCAAUGAUGCCUUGGCUAUCCGGGAGAAAACACUGGGGAAGGAUCAUCCAGCUGUAGCUGCUACUCUCAACAAUCUGGCUGUGCUUUAUGGCAAACGGGCCAAAUACAAGGAGGCAGAACCCCUAUGUAAGAGAGCUCUGGAGAUCCGUGAAAAGGUACUAGGGAAGUACCACCCAGAUGUAGCCAAGCAGUUGAACAACUUGGCCCUUCUGUGCCAGAACCAAGGCAAAUAUGAGGAGGUCCAGUACUAUUACCGGCGUGCCCUAGAGAUCUAUGAGUCACGCCUUGGGCCUGAUGAUCCCAACGUGGCUAAGACCAAAAACAAUCUGGCCUCCUGCUACCUCAAACAAGGCAAAUACAAUGAUGCUGAGGCCCUCUUCAAGGACAUUCUGACCCGAGCACAUGAGAGAGAAUUUGGAUCUGUCAAUGGAGACAAUAAGCCCAUCUGGAUGCAUGCUGAAGAGCGGGAGGAAAGUAAGGAUAAACACAAGGAGAAGGACAGUGCCCCUUAUGGAGAGUAUGGCAGCUGGUACAAAGCCUGCAAAGUGGACAGCCCUACAGUCAACACAACUCUAAAAAGCUUGGGAGCUCUCUAUCGGCGCCAAGGCAAGCUGGAGGCUGCAGUGACACUGGAGGAGUGUGCCCAGAAAACCCGCAAACAGGGCAUGGAUGCUAUCAACCAGAGCAAGGUAGUGGAACUACUGAAGGAUGGGAACCACUCGGAGCACUGGCAAAAUCGAAGGGGAGUUUCCAGCACCAACAAAUGUGAAAAUGGAAAUGAAACAGAAGAUGGAACAGCUGAGUGGUCUGGGUCUUCACAGGUGGGCUCUGGGGCCCUGCAGCGCAGCAGCUCCUUUGGGAAACUGCGUGAUGCUCUGCGACGAAGCAGUGAAAUGCUGGUCAAGAAACUGCAGGGGAGCAGCCCACAGCAGUCCAGGAACCUUGGGAUGAAGCGUGCCAGUUCUCUCAACUUUUUGAACAAGAGCAUAGAAGAGCCAAGUGAGGUUUCUAGUCGUCUAUCUGACAGCCGGGGCUUUAGUGCAAGUAAUGUAGACCUCUCCCGGCGUAGUUCUCUGCUGGCAUGAGGAGAAGCAUCUUGGCCCAUGCCACAGGAUCGUGAAGAACUGGACUGCAUUGGACCACCUCUCUUCUCUGUGCUGCUGCCCCACCUAUGAACACUUGGAAGGCAUGAGGAGAGCCACCCUCAGUUACAAGGUUAUGCUUGCCCAGAGUAGGGGGAGUGUCUGCCUUCUCUCACUUCAUCAGAUAUAUGCCCCCAUGCAUGAAUGCACCACACAUCUUCCUUUCCACUGUUGUCAUAUUGCUGCCAUCGUUGUGGCUGUACUCUGCUACCAGAAGAAAGUAUUGUUAGCACAGCGAGUAUGGCGCAUAACUCUGCCAUCUCUCUGUCUCCAUCACCACCCAGGGCAUCUUUCUGCACUUCAGGCUCUUAUAAAGGAGCAAAUUUGCUUCCGAGAAACACAGCCCUGCAAUCUUCACAUAUGCAUAUACAUUGUCAAAUUGUCCCUUCUUCUGAGAGCUAAGAAUUGUAUCGAGUAACAGAGAUAAAAGCAGGGCCAACUCAACAGUCUAAAUUGUUUAUCUGUUAAAGAGGGAGAACUACAAUUCCCUGCCUUCCUUGUAGCAGCAUUUUGUCACGUGAACCUUCUUUAACCCAACCUGUGUGAUAUUUUUGUCUUGUUCCUGAUUUACUGUAUGUUUUUGGCCUCAGGGAGAUGCUGUUCUUUUCAAAGUUAUGAUCCUUUCUCUGAUCUUUACUUCUAUUUGUGUGUCUCUGCGCAACCACCUCCAUACUCUUACUCUCCUUCUCUCCCCAUUUUGUCUGUUUCUCCUCCUUUUUAUACCUUCAUUGUGGUACGGCAAGGGUGGCCUCUUUAACAAUUAUCUGUUUACCUUGGACAUUUUGGCCAGUGCUAUUUUGUUCAUUUUGUUCACGUGUCCUUUGCACAUCCCUGCCUCCCACAAAAUAGGAGUUUGAGGGACAGAGGAAGAAGACUGGGUAUCUCUUUACAGUUAUCAGUGUCAUAGAUACUGGUAGCAUCACUGCAAGCAAAGGUACUGCCAGGUUUCUUCUUCAGAGUGAAUGUGUGUGAGAUUUGCUGUCUUCCUUUCUAGCCAGAUUGAAAAAUAGCCCAUUAAUUGUUGGGGAGGAAAGGUUAGGAUACCUAACACAUCAGCCAUGGCACUUUCUGUGUCUGUGCUGCUUUUAUGGGUCCUUCCUCACACUGAAUUCUCUGAAAUUGUUGCCCUGUUCCUACUGUAACUUGUUCUUGUUUAGAAGCUUGUUCCUUGAAGGGUCUCUGGGUUGAUAGGAGCAUGGAAACAAGGAGAAUGAGGGUAGGGGCCAUCUUGGAUUGGAAAAUGAAGAUUUGUCUUCCUGAUAUGUCUGUGCUGAGGAACAUCCACCAAACCCUCUUUCCUCCUAUGCAAGAAGCAUGCUGGUGUGUACAUAAGCCCUAUGCAUUUGUUCAAAAUGUCUCUGGAAAUCUUAAGCACUACAAACAGCUGCCUUAUUUCCUAGUGAGGUUUUUCAUUGCAGCUGAAAUUGGAGGUGGAAGUUGGCAGGAAGGAACAUGACCUGUGUAUAUUGUGUACCUGUCAUUUGCCCACCCCUACAGAAAGCACUUGUAUUUUAAGAACACAAUCUGCCCAGCUCCCGUUACUAUAGCUGGUGUAGACAUUCACAAACUCCACAGUUGUCUCUUCUCUCACAAAGGAAAAAAAAGAUCAUACGAAUGGGCAGGGCCCAUGCCAACUUCCAUCCCUUAACACUAUGUGUGUGUGAGACUAUGGCUGUUGUUGGGGAGGCAAGGUAGCUGUUGCAGGAAAGGAUGAGAGGAAGGGGCAAAUUUUGUGCUGCAUUUAAUUAUGUUGCUGUAGAAAUAAAAGGAAAAUCUCUUGGG
Sceloporus undulatus (fence lizard) is the source of this 3860-nucleotide messenger RNA. It is a transcript of the gene KLC2, whose product is annotated as kinesin light chain 2. The transcript has 16 exons. Gene Ontology annotation, biological process: microtubule-based movement. Lineage: Eukaryota; Metazoa; Chordata; Lepidosauria; Squamata; Phrynosomatidae. The record is from RefSeq and is a predicted model, not a curated record. Gene Ontology annotation, molecular function: kinesin binding. Gene Ontology annotation, cellular component: membrane-bounded organelle; kinesin complex; cytoplasm. Bases 135 to 2021 code for a protein of 628 amino acids.